Molecule: messenger RNA, 1195 nt
Organism: Camelus dromedarius (Arabian camel)
Lineage: Eukaryota; Metazoa; Chordata; Mammalia; Artiodactyla; Camelidae
Gene: PRSS38
Product: serine protease 38
Exons: 5
Coding region: 1-996 (331 amino acids)
Biological process (GO): proteolysis
Molecular function (GO): serine-type endopeptidase activity
Source: RefSeq, a predicted model, not a curated record
AUGGCUGCCGCGCGGAGCGGCCCCCGCGCUGGGCCCGGGGAGCCCUGGCCCCUGGCCCCGAGCCUCCUCCGGCUGCUGCUGCUGCUCCUGCCCCCGGCCCGGGUCGCAGCCGCGGCCCACAGGCACGCUCGCGCUGAGGGAAUCGCCUGGCGCCGUGGUGUAGCCUGUGGCCAGCGUCACGUGCAGGGGAAGGUCGUGGGAGGCACGGAUGCCCCUGAGAAAAAGUGGCCAUGGCAGGUCAGCCUGCACUAUGCAGGUUUCCACACAUGUGGUGGGUCCAUCAUUGAUGAGUAUUGGGUCCUGUCCGCAGCCCACUGCUUUGACAGGGAAAGGAACAUUGAGGCAUUUGAUGUAUAUGUGGGCCUUGUGGACCUCAGGGUGCCAGGCAAUCAUACUCAGUGGUUUGAGGUGCAUAAGGUGAUCCUACAUCCCACACACAAAUUAUACCACCCUGUCGGAGGCGACAUCGCUCUGGUACAGCUGAAAAGCCGCAUUGUGCUUUCCGACUCUGUGCUUCCCAUCUGCAUUGCACCCACAGACGUGAAACUUUGGAACCUUUCUUGCUGGGCUACAGGAUGGGGAUUCAUCUCCCAACAAGGCGACACCUCAGACAAGCUACAGGAGGUGCAGCAGCCUCUGGUCCCGCUCCGCCUGUGCCAGCUGCUCUACGGAGAUACGUCCCACGUCCUGCCGGACAUGCUGUGCGCUGGGGACCUCCGGGACGUGAAGACUGUGUGCGAGGGUGACUCUGGGGGCCCACUUGUCUGUGAAUUGAACCACACCUGGACGCAAAUUGGAGUCGUGAGCUGGGGGCGCGGUUGUUCAUACCCUAUGUAUCCUGCAGUUUAUGCCCGAGUCUCCUAUUUCUCAAAAUGGAUUCAUUAUCACAUAGAACAUACACCCAUGCCUCUUCAGCCGCUCCCCGCCCUCUCCUCCCCUCUGGGGGCUGCCGUCAGUGUCCUUGUGACCAUGUUGGCUGUCCUGUCAAUGAUAUAAAGGCCGAGGCCCCCACCCCAGCUUCCUCAUGGCCACAUGCCUCUGUCCCUACCCAUCUCCGGCCCCUCAGAUCUUCACACACCCGAGCAAGGUGAGGGCGACCAGCCAGGCCCACGUGCAGGGUCCAGGAAAAGGCUGAAAGGGCCACGCCCCGGAAGGCAGAGGCUGGUCUCACUACAGAAGGGCAGGGGUACAUAGA